AUGUGCAACGCUUUGGCGGCUUUAACAGAGCAGCAGAUCCGAAUCAUAUCCGAUCACCCCUUCAAUGACUCAUUGGAUUACUUUCGGAUCAAGUUGAGCGACUUCCAUCAAUCCGACACCCCGCGGCAGGAUGAUGUCGUGAGCCUUGUGGGGACUCUAGUCGCGUCCCCUGCUGCUUUCAACCUUCCAGAUGGAAACAGCAACGCUGCAUUCAAGUUGCUACCCAUAUUACAACGUGUCCGAAAGAGCACAAUAGAGCUCGAUCGAUUCCGUCCUUUAGUCCGCUGUGUUAUCAAUAAAUCCCCCGACGACACCAUCUGGGCUGCAAUCUUCGGCCUUUUUGAUACCCUUGGUCCACUUACUCCUUAUUCUAGCAUCACCCCAACUUUCAGAGGUACGGAGGUGAGAUCUAGCUCGAGCAGGCUUGCUGACAGCGAAACGCGCGAUAUUGUUGAAAGGGAGCUUUUAGAGGAAAUACGGACAUGUACCUUUCGCAAUGUGGGAGGGUUUUGCGACAGGUUCUUUGACUCCAAGAGUUGGGGCAAACAGCAGCAGGAUAUGCUGAAGAGGGUAAUGGCAGAGCACGAUGGAAUGAGAUGGAAAGGCUUCCCACCCACCCCUGAUGAAAACUUGGUCUGGGAGUGGCUUCUCUCACUGGAAAAGCGUGCUUUCGCCGAUGCGCCAUAUAAGCUUCAUACCACCACGACCGCAAACCAGUUCAAGCAACGGAAAGGCCAGAUGGAUAUCUUCUUUCAGAUACCCGCCGCAAAAGCCGGUGCUUUUGAGUAUAAGCAUGUCCUCGUCGUGGGAGAGCAAAAGAAAUCAUACGAUAAGGGCCGCUUCGAGGCUGAUCUGCUCCAACUCACGCGUUAUGUGCGAGGUGUCUUCGCAGACCAGCCCACUCGCCGCUUCGUCCAUGGUUUCACACUCUGCGCCUUCACAAUGGAGCUUUGGGUCUUUGAUCGGUCUGGGCCGUACAGCUCAGGGUCGUUUGAUAUUCACGCCAACCCGGAAAAGUUCGCGCGUGCUAUUAUUGUCUAUGCCACAAUGGAUGAUGAUGCUAUGGGUCGAGACACAUUUAUCCAGCGAGAGAACGGGCAUCGCUAUAUCCCUGUAGACGACACCAAUGGCAACCAAACAAGAAUCAGGCUUGGAAGACCGAUGGUGAGACAGAAAGCUGUUGUAUGCCGCGGGACAACGUGUUUCGAGACCCGAAACAGCCAAGUUGCGAAAUUCUCAUGGGCAUCCGACAAGCGGCAGCUAGAGGUUAAACAGCUCAGGCUAGCAGAAGAAAGGGAUGUUCAGGGAGUAGCCAGGGUUGUGGCGCAUCGCCAGAUUGGCACUAUUGCGAAGCUGCGGGAGGGCUUAGAUUUCCAAGAACGUCACCGCCACCGCUUCCGCAAUGAAGACGCCCACCUCGACAGCCCGACGGUCCUAUCAGGCAUAAGCACACGAGGCAGCAAGCGCAAGUUAUCAUCCAAUCACACCUCUGAUAGCGUGCGAAGAUCCAAGAGGUUGCGGUCUGGUAAUCACAAGCCAAAGGAGUUGAGUGGUCAACUAUCAACCGACAGUGCUAAACUGAGUCUAUGCACGCCAUUCGAGGACCUGUGGCAGAACAGAAUAUAUUCAGUCCUUGUUAUUUCCCCAGCUGGUCGUGUUGUGAGUGAAUUCACCACGGUCAGAGAACUCUUGGAAUCAUUGCGAGAUGCCAUCAAGGCGCACCAGUCUCUCUACACUAAGGGCAAUAUCCUUCACCGCGAUAUUUCCACAAAUAAUAUCAUUAUCACAGAGGCCGAGGCAUCAGGCGGCUUCAAGGGCAUGCUUAUUGACCUUGACCUAGCGAAGGAAAGAGACAGUGGUCCGAGUGGAGCACGUCACCAGACCGGUACGAUGCAGUUCAUGGCAGUAGAGGUGCUCCGCAUCACUGAUCACACAUAUCGCCACGAUUUAGAGUCGUUUUUCUAG
Molecule: messenger RNA, 1965 nt
Organism: Clonostachys solani
Lineage: Eukaryota; Fungi; Ascomycota; Sordariomycetes; Hypocreales; Bionectriaceae
Source: the annotation of a GenBank genome assembly